Molecule: messenger RNA, 858 nt
Organism: Schistosoma turkestanicum
Lineage: Eukaryota; Metazoa; Platyhelminthes; Trematoda; Strigeidida; Schistosomatidae
Source: the annotation of a GenBank genome assembly
AUGUCUUCGGAUAAGAUAGACGCGUUCCUAAGUCAGUUAUCGAGUACAGACGUAUCUAAACUUCCAGACCUUAUUCAGUCUAUCACCGAAUGUCCAGGUUUGUUCGUCUUCGGCGAGUUUCUUGAUCAUCCGAAAAUUAAAUCGAUCGAGAAUGGAGAAUAUUCUCAGUAUUAUAAUUUGCUGAACCUAUUUUGCUACGGAACGUUUGAAACAUUAUCUAAUAACCGAUCUGCGUAUCCUGACUUGCGACCAACUCAAGUUCGGAAGCUAAAGCAGCUAUCUAUAAUUGACGAAGCUCACAACCAGAAAUAUAUACCGUAUGAUCUUUUGUAUAAGAAGCUUGGUAUUACAUCUUCAAGAGACCUUGAAGACCUCGUCAUAGAACUCUUUUAUCUUGAGGCUGUAACAGGCAAGCUUGACCAACAGAAAGCAUUGUUGGAGGUCAGCUCUGCUAUUGGACGUGAUAUACGUAUUGAACAGAUAGGUGAACUGCAUCAAAAGCUGGACGCAUGGGGCAUUCGAGUGGAGGCUGUUUUGGCUCAUAUAGCCAAUGAAAUAAAGAUGGUCAAUGAUCGGCGACGUGAAUCAGAGUUACAUCAAAAGGAGAUCUUAGAGGCAUCUUUGUCUAUCAAAGAGGCAUUGCGGGGCCAAAUGGCGAAAUCAGACGCUCACAGUUUACGGAUGGAUAUGGACGACAUACUUAUUCAUCCAGAUUUAUUAGGGAGUCGUGUAGAAGCAUCUCGUCAAAGUUCAAGCAAUACUGAAAGUGUCGGGGAUCGUGAUGUCCGCAGUCGAAUAACUGUCUUUAAAAAUCUUCGGCAUGGUUUAAUCAAUAUCCUUCACAUAGCUGGAGAGUGA